UACUACAUUGGCACGUAAAACUGAGCAUUUUGUCCAGAUCUUUUUCAGACCCAAUGGUGUCUAAUCCAAUUCCUGAGGAAGUGCUGAUGAACGAGGCUCUGAUACAGGAUCUACAGGAGGUGGCUAAGGACUCUGCCCUGCUUCAAGGUGUCCUGAUGAGAACCAGAGAGAGUCCCAGUUCAUCAGAGGUUGUCAGCUAUGCCCCAUUCACACUGUUCCCCACUCCAGUGCCACGAGAUCUGUUUGAACAGGCGCUGCAGGUUCAGACACACUUCAACCUGCUCGUGGACAGAAUCAGCCAAGAUGCAGAGUUUCUGGAACGAGCCCUGGCAAGCACAAUAGAAGUAGAUGACUUCACUGCCAGACUGUUCAGCAUCUACAGGCAGGUUCUUAAAGAGGGCUGUUCCCAGUCUUUAGCUUUGGGGUUAAACCGCUCAGACUACAUGCUGGACAGUGGAAAAGAUGGCGGCACAUCUUUAAAACAGAUCGAGAUCAACACCAUAGCUGCCAGUUUUGGAGGUCUUUCCUCAAGGACUCCAAUAGUUCAUAGACAUGUCCUGAAGGUUGCAGGCCUCCUAGAUGUAGAGAAGAAGAUCCUGGACAAUAACCCAGCUGCAGGACUUGCUAAGGCCAUUGCAAAAGCCUGGGAGCUCUAUGGCUCUGAGAGGGCUGUGGUGAUGUUUCUGGUUGAAAAUGUCCAAGUGAAUAUAUAUGACCAUCGAUAUGUUGAAAAUGAACUUUGGAACAGAAAUAUUGCUGUCAUAAGGAGGCGAUUUGCUGAUGUGUACAAAGGUGGAUUUUUGGACCAGGACAAAAGGCUUUUUGUAGAUGGCCGAGAAGUUGCAAUUGUGUACUUUCGGAAUGGUUACAUGCCCCAGAACUACACAGAACAGGGUGCCCACCUGGCCGGGACCAAGAAGGUCCAGCAAGAACUGACCCGGCCCGGAGUUCUAGAGAGGUUCUUCCCUGACAACCCAACAGCUGUUGCUCAGAUCAGAGCUACUUUCACUGGCCUCUACACCCUGGACAUGGGAGAAGAAGGAGACAGGACUGUAGCCAUGGCCCUGGCUAACCCAGAGCAUUUUGUUUUAAAACCUCAGAGAGAAGGGGGAGGAAACAAUAUCUACGGGGGGGAGAUUUGCCAGGUGCUGGACAAGGCCAGAGGCAGCCCUGACAGAACUGCCUACAUCCUGAUGGACAAGGUCCAGCCUCAGGCUACGAAGAACUACCUGCUGAGAAGUGGCUGUGCUGUGAAGCUUAGCAGCUGCCUGAGUGAGCUGGGUGUGUUUGGGGCCUACAUCAGGCAGGAUAAACGGAUGGUGCUGAACGAGUGUGCAGGACACCUGCUGAGGACCAAGAGUGCAGAACAUUCUGAUGGGGGUGUGGCUGCAGGCGUGGCAGUCCUGGACAACCCCCUAAUCGUAUGAACCACGCUGCCUCUCUCUGUGUGGAGGAAGAACAUGAGGCCCAUCACCUGAUGACAACACUAAGGAAGGACCAGGAACAACUACAGUUGUCUGAAGAAUUAUCUCAAUUAAUGAAAUCAUCGUGAACAGUUUUGUAAAUUUUAUAAUUAUUUUAAAAGAUGUGAGGAUUUUAUUGUUUUGUUUUACUUCCAUGAAAUAGGAUACUCUUGCUGACCGAUUCUAUCCAGAACUACCUAUAUAUUCCAAAAUCCUAGUCGUUUUUGUACCUGCACAUAUUGUAAUUAUAAUUACACACGAAAAUGCUAAUAAGAAAUAUCAAAAAUGCAUUUUACAACUAAUGUGAUGAUUGUGCCUAUUUCCCGGAGCAGAAGGUACUGUAGGCGACGGUUUCUGCCACAAGACACAAGGUUUUCAGCUAAUGGGCAGUGAUUUCCCUGUGAACCAAAAUCCACUUUCUCAAAAGCUAUGAGGUGGCAAAUUACAGUGAACCCUUGACUGCCCUACCUGAUACAGUGGAUACUCGGAUUGCGUUGGCAAAUGUGUUUGUUGAAGCUCAGUCUUCAGGACACCAUUAGUUUCUGUUUCAGUGAGAUUCUUGCUCAUUUAUGGUUGAAUUGUGUGGCACCAGAGAGGUAGGGAAAUUUAAAAAAGGUAGAGAAUCCAGCUCUUUGUAUUGACCAUUUAGAGAAAAUAAACCUGUAAUUGCUGUGCCAGGUGUAUGAUAUCCUACUCGAUUUAACACUUAAAGUUGUCCCGCAAUUGAAGCUCUUUAGUCGUCAGGUACUCUUGCAGGCUUAGAAACACCUCUUAUGUUUUAUUUCAAAGAAUAAACUAAGCUUUUAACUGCGGCUUCAGUUCGGUUUGCACAUUGAAAACUUCUGACCUUUGCUAUUGUAGUCCAAUUUAAAGAGCAAAAAUUUCAGACAACAUCCUCGAACAUGAGAACUUGACCACCAGUGGCUGAAUAAUGACAGAAAGUGGGCAAUGGCUGGACUUGUGCAGUUUAAAUCGCCUGGUCAACACUUUACCCCAAGAGAGCCGACAGCUGUGUGUGCAGCAGCAAUUUAAUCUGUUUGCUUCCCAUAUUAUUAUCCAGUUCAGAAAAGGUGCAGUAAUUCAAAGGAUGUGGUUUUAUUAACUUGACCAUUCUUACAGCAUUGUGCAGUACUUCCCUUGCAUUGACAGGCAUGUGGUAAUUUGUUCCCUGUGUUUCCUGUAAUGCACCCCUAUUGCAUCUUGAGCCACUGCUUUAACAAGCCCCUUGUUGUUGAUUUUGCACCAUCAGUGCAAUUUCCAACACAUCUUGACCAUGGAACUCUGUGGUCAUUGAUGAAAUGGUUAGUUGUUCAGCUGGGUAACAUUUUGCAAAAUAAAAUGUCUUCAUGUGUA
Lepisosteus oculatus (spotted gar) is the source of this 2816-nucleotide messenger RNA. The record is from RefSeq and is a predicted model, not a curated record. Lineage: Eukaryota; Metazoa; Chordata; Actinopteri; Semionotiformes; Lepisosteidae.